AUGAGUACUUCACGACAUGGAUUAAUUAAGUGCAGUCGGAGCAACGGUCCCGGUGUGGGCGUUGGAACAUGUUCCGGGUACUUUGAGCGGCGCGUGGCGGUCGCGUGCCACAAGCCGGAGCCGAGGCCGCAAGCUCGGCGGUCUCGGGACAAAGGGUGCGGACCCACGUGCAAGCACUUGGCGGAUAAUCCCGACCCGGCGUACGCGCGCAAA
Messenger RNA from Iphiclides podalirius (scarce swallowtail), 213 nucleotides. The record is from the annotation of a GenBank genome assembly. Lineage: Eukaryota; Metazoa; Arthropoda; Insecta; Lepidoptera; Papilionidae.